Messenger RNA from Dreissena polymorpha, 2321 nucleotides. Its product is annotated as integrin beta-like protein C. The record is from RefSeq and is a predicted model, not a curated record. The coding region runs from base 110 to 1894 and encodes 594 amino acids. Gene Ontology annotation, molecular function: chitin binding. NCBI's taxonomy places the organism in Eukaryota, Metazoa, Mollusca, Bivalvia, Myida, Dreissenidae. The transcript has 15 exons. Gene Ontology annotation, cellular component: extracellular region.
GUAUUCGUAGAUAUUUAUAGUAAAAACAGUGAAGCAAUUUCGAGCAUUGCAUUGAACAUAUAUAAAUGGUCAACGUUAGACUAUCAAUUUAAAAUCGAGUACGCUGAAAAUGGAGCAACGUAUUAAAGCCACUAUUGUGGUUAUAUUGAUCGGUGUGUUGGGCUGUGACGCCUCGCAUUUCAGGGGAGGGAGUAUUUUCUGGAAGCAAAGCAAGAGUGGUGAUACGAUCGAUAUCGAUUAUCGGGAGUCGUGGCGGCGGACCUCCCAGACUCCGAUGUGUAACGAGACCGUGAUCUCGGACCGCAUUAAUAGCUCGUCAGAGGGUCAGCUCGCGGAAGUACCCAGCAUGUAUUAUGACGGCUAUCGCCCUCUGUUCUCGGACGCCUUUGCGUACGUCUGUACUGACUACAGCCUACUGGAGGAUUGGCAAAGCGGUCGCGGUCACAUCGAUUUCCCUCUCAACAUAUCAAGUAGAAAAACGUCCUACACUCUUCAAUUCACUGGUUGCUGUUGGAUUGGAUCUUUGGUCUACGGCGGUGACUCCCAUUGGAAAUUGCAAAUUACCAUGGAUACCAGGGUGCGUUCGGACACCGGGAGGAUGAACGCGUCACCACGCGUCGAUUUCCCGCCCAUUAUCCGAGUUCAGUAUGGUUGUAACCAUACCAUUAAUAUACCGGUGGGGGACGAAGACAACGACAUAGUCCGCUGUAGAUGGGCGACUCAGGAGGAGAGUGCGGGGGUGUACAGGUCAUUCCCGAACGCUGUUUUACACCAUCAGAACUGCAGCAUAACAUACGCGGCAAAUUAUCAGCUGGGCUGGUACCCGGUCGCCAUACAGAUAGAAGAUUUUGCAAACACCACUUCAAACAGCCCCUUGAGUAGCAUUCCUCUACAGUUUCUAGUGUCCGUGGAAAAACUGAACGCAAGUUGCAACAAUGAGCGCCCUAAGUUCGUAAAUUUCACCCUUCCCGAUAAGGCGUGCAUCGGGGUCAUGACGGAUACUGAUUUCUUGUCCGAUAUCUACAUUCAAAGUGGGUCCAACAGCAGCAUAUCGGAAGUGAAUACGGUGUCCCCGAUCGGACUGGUCAAGUCUAGUCUCCAGCGGUCAAACCAGACCGGACACUGGCAUAUCAGUGUCCAGUGGAAUCCGAACUCAUCCAACUCCAUCAACAACGUGUUCUGUUUCACCGCCGUGGACGACAACGGGUUGUCCAGUGACCAAAGGUGCAUAACUCUGCUUGCUGGAGUUCCAGCCGCCGAAAUUAUACGCGGUUCACAGAUGCCUGCAAUAACACAAGUUACAAAGACGCAGACCGUUUGGUCUGUGGAAUUUAACAGACCAGAUAAGCCCGCCGCCCGGUCUGCAUACAUCUACCUUUACUUAUCCAAUGGGACCUUAGUUGAGGCAAUCAAUGUUCUGACGUCACCUGGCGUGACAUACACCUACCUUAACAACCGCACGCGCAUUCACUUCACAACGUCAUCAUCACUUCUACCCGGCCAAGGGUAUUAUUUUCUAUUCGGACAAGGUCUAGUGCAGGGCACAGAAUACUGCGGUGCUGAGUCAAAGCCUGUGCUGGAUCCGUUCUUCUGGCGUUUUACUGUCAAUCCAGAAGCAACAAUUCCUAUUGAACAUGUGAGCUGUUUUGAAGGACAAACUCCUAUAGCAUGCAAAGAAGGACUUUUCAAUUGCACGGAAUCCUGGUCAUUCACCAGCCCCUGUACCCAGUUGAACAAACUGCACAAUCAGCUGAAAUUCCCGUACCCAGGGGCUCAGAACAAGUUCAUUCUGUGUGACUUGGCCGGGAAAACAUAUGUGGGACACUGUCCUCCAUACGAGAUAUUCUACGAACAGUGUUCCACGUGUAACGCCAUUGGCAUCACACCGUGUUAAUUCAAUAUGUAUUUAGUUGUUUUUUUUACUCAAUUGAGUUUAAAUUGCCAAUAGGUGUCCACGAUUAUCAUGUUUUAUUGCUUUCGUACAUAUACGUGAAUCAAGUUAUACGGAAAGGGGUCUUAUGCCAUAUGCGGCCAGCGUACGCUUAUGGGGCCACGUAAACUUGAGGACAAGUAAGCUCUUAACAAGAUGCUUAUAGCCACGUAAACUUGAGGACAGUGAAGCUUAUGAGGCCACGUAAACUUGAGGACAGAGAAGCUUAUGAGGUCACGUAAACUUGAGGACAGGGAAGCUCUUGACAAGACUGCAGCUGCGUAGGCUUGUCUGGAGCAAUGCUGACCGCAUGAAGCAUAAGACCCUUUUUUUUAUGACCCGGGCCAUAUAUUCGAAUGUACUCCAGCAAAAACAGUUACUUUGAAACAUU